Dendroctonus ponderosae (mountain pine beetle) is the source of this 9072-nucleotide messenger RNA. RefSeq lists its product as uncharacterized. The record is from RefSeq and is a predicted model, not a curated record. NCBI's taxonomy places the organism in Eukaryota, Metazoa, Arthropoda, Insecta, Coleoptera, Curculionidae.
GGCUACUCAGUAAACGUUGGGUACUAUUGCGGGUACCACGGUUCUUUUAGUCGAAGUGGACCGGCUUUCGGACCAAAACAAACUCUUUGCGAUGUAUUUUUUAAUUCGGACACGUGGGUGAUUCAGUUUUUACUUUGUCGGUCUUGGUUGGGCAAAUCUAUCAGACUUGCCCAUGCGAAAGUAGUGUAGUUUAUGUCCUUGCUAUAUGGAACAGUUAUUAGUUAUAACUGUUGCUUGAUUAUUAAUUGGCAUAUCUAGGAGCCCUUCAGUUUAACGUAUGUUAACUUUGGAUUACUAUUUUGCUUUCAACUAAGGUUUCUGGGCUCACAAAGUCCACAGAUGAUUUGAGCAAGAAGCAACGACUCAUCUUAGCGGACCCAAAACUGAAGAAACCGAAGAUUGUAAAGUCGACGGUGGUAAAAACGGCCAAAAAGCGAAACGCACAUAAGCCAAUUAGUGAUAAAAGCUUGUUUUCCAAUUCAGAAGAAAGUCUUGGACAUUUAGAUGAAGUGUGUGAUGUGAUCGGUGCGACAGAUAAAUUGGUGAAAGUGAAAGAUUGUGAAGAUUUUCGCCGAUCGGAUGAUAGUGGAAUCAAUCAACCUGUGCGAAAAACCAUUGACCAUCCUCAGGAUUAUUGUGGAGAAAUUGAAAGUAAUGGUAAAGGUCUAGGCAGAGCAACACCACCUCAAAUUCAUGCUGUUGCCGCAAAAAUCAUCGAUCCUCUUGAGCCCAACUCCAUGAUGAAUCUAAACGAAUCUCCGCCUCGGGAAAUACCUAUAAGCGAUUCCAAUUCGUCGAAUUCGGUUGCAAAAAGCCAUUGCAACAACCUUCACAAUAACUCAGUUGAUUUCAUCGAAAUGUUAACAUUGGACGCCAAAGAGUUUCUGACUAUUAAGUGCGUUUGUGCAGUGAAAUCCGACGCACGGCAGGCGUUUUGUAAAGAGUGUUUCCGCAAUUACAAAGGAUCGUUAGAUAAUAUUAACGGGGAAACAUCCGAAAAUAAAAGCAUGGAUGCAGAUGAAUGCGGUGGCUUAUUUAACGAUGACAGCGUUUUAAUAACCGAAGCAAAUGGCUCAUGUGAAGCAAAAUUUUUAAACAAUAGAUUGCCAAAUGCUAGAGAAAUUGUCGUUGAGACACACAAUAACGGAGAACAAAAGCCUGAUUACAAAACGAAUGAUCGCUUAAGCUACGCAAAAUGUACGACUCAACCGGAACCAAUCGAUUUGAGUCAGUCUUGCGUUUGUUCAAUGAAGCAGAGCACCGAAAUAAACAAUAAAGCAUAUGACGACCAAAAUGAUAAAGAAUCUAGAACAUGUGAUGAAAUAAAACGAGUGAAAAAUGGAAACAAUUCUGCUGGGGAUGAAGCUGAGGAGCCUGAAGGUUUAUUGACGAAUGCCAUAGAGUUGGAUUUAGAACGAGCUGUCCGGAAAUUUUUGCAAGUGGGCUCCAAACCUCCAAACCCUUGUGCUUUGGGCAAAGAGCUUCAAAAAUGUGCUUGUCAUUCGAUGGCUGAUUCGAACCACAACCUGCUUUCCAACAUCCUGAAAGCCAUUCAAAGCAACUAUCAAAGAGCGGAGCUCGAGCAAAGUCAGUCGCACAAAUUCAAUGCAGGAAAAGAAAGCUAUGAAGAAAGAUGUAGAAGCACACAAAUAAACGCCACAGAAAGGACAGAAAAUGAAAAUUGCAGUAACUAUAUCGAUUUUCCGGACACAAACAAAAAUGGUAGAGGAUAUUGUAAUGAGAACGUUUUCUUAAGACGAACCGAACCAGGUCCAGAAAGUCCUGAUGAAACUGAAAGUGGAUCUUCUAGCACAAGUUCAGUAAGUUGUGAGAGUAAAAAAUUGAAAUUUACAAACGGCGUGAAGCAGACACUCGGAGAUCCAGGAGUCACUUCUUGCAAAGGUCGUGGGACUAAUGCGAUACAGCCAAUUAUAACUGAUCCUCAAAAUAAACUGAUUAAUUUGGAAGCAGUAAAGCCAAAACAAACGUGUGUAGAGUCUUGCAAGUGCAUUCAAGCAUCUUUGGCGACUGUUUCUGAAAGCCAAGUAUCCGUUGAACAUGCGGCAAUGGAAAACCUAAAUGGAAGCAAUUCAAGAAUCCUUGAUGAAACAGGAAAUGUUGGGUACGAUCAAGGAGGCACGAUAGCUAACAGUUCUAGUCCGGCUUCUCGCAGACAUUGUCAGCCAUCAAGUUCUUAUGCAGUUCUCGAUAGUAAAAUGUCGCAAAAAAGUGAAAAUGUAGUUCCUUCAGCUGCAAGUAGUUCGUUGAUUUCAAGUUGCACGGAGGGAAUCAACUGCUGCUCAAAAAGUGCAGUUGAUUUUUCAAGUUCAUUCAGUUGUGAAAACACAGGUUUAGCUAGGCAUAGAAGGAAAGAUAUAGUAAACGGAGAUUUACCCAAUUCUGAUGGAUUUGAAGCAAACUUUACUGGAGCAAAUGGUGCAAAAGUGAAUGAAGAAGGCACUCGGGAAGCUGCAGAUUCAGUUAAGUGCGCUAAUAAUCCUACUUUCGCUGCUACCGGUAACGAGCCUUUACGCGACAAGGCUGGUAAAGAUGCUGCAUUUGCAAGCUCCCCAACUUCAGCAGCAUUAGCAGAUCUUGUCGGUGUAAAUCGUGAAAAUAUCAUAAAGAAAGAAAAAAACAAGGGAAUUGACCUUGACCCUAAAAGCAUGCUGGAACACGUCGUUAAUCCUGCGAGUUCUUUGCCAAACUCUUCGGAAAGGCUCCCCAGCAGGAGCGACCAUCGUCAGCAGUCAGCCUACGGAGAAUCGUGCGCUUCUCUUGGAUCGAUCGGUAGCGAUGGACGCUCGCAGGAGCAAGCGCCGAUUUCCAGUCGCGAAUUUGCCGUCAACGUCGUUCCCAACGACGCUGCCGGGAUCCGUGUUUCGCAGGCCUCUAAUCCUGCUGCUGUCAACCUUUUGUUGACAGAACCCCCGUCUGAUUUCUGCCAAACUUGCACAAGCUCAGAAGGCGCCCGUUCUGAGCAAGUGAAUCUAAUCGGGCCUCGCAUUGCAGCUGCAAAACAGCAGGAACUUACGUGGGAAUUUCGAAACGGACGGCUUGUGUUUGCAGAGAACAGAACAAAUUCAGCUAGUUUACGGCCAGGUGCAGAACAAGUGGUUUGUUCAGAAUCUUCUCCUACUUUGAAAGUUGACGAAGGAGGGCAUCAGUUGCGGGAAAAUUUGACCGAAAAUCUUCAUGGAUCUGCGGAUGGUGAUGCUGUAGAUGCAACAGAUCAACAGGCUAUCAGUGAACGAUUUCCAUUAACUUCCAGUGCAAAAAUUGAAGUCGAACCACCUGUUCCUCAGAUUAACAACUGCUCAACAGAUGGCUCAAUUCUAAGUUCAAACCACAUUUUAUCGAGCAGGGAUAUUAAUAAACGUGCAGGAGAUAUCAAUUCGAGGCUGAAGUAUUUGGAGGAUAAGUUGAAAAAAGCUGGAAUAACUGAUACCAAAAGCUCAAAGCAUAGUGAGGAAGGCACUUUGAUUGUACCUAACUUGAAUUGUGCCAAUAAAGAUAACACUGAGCCAGAUAAAAACAACAACAGAAACAACCUGGGAUGUUCAGUUGAGGCUCAAUCCAGUUGCGAUUGCGGCCAUAAUAAAGACAUUUCCAAAACUCAUCAAUACGUGGCAUUUAAUGGGAAUCUGCAAGAAGAAAACGGGGACCUAAAAGUAAUAAAUUACAGUGACUUUCAGAAAGAUUCUUCUGGUUUUUCUGAAAAGGAAAUUGUAAGCAGAGGCAUCGAAGACAAAGGAAUUAAUAGCGAAAGUGAAGAUUUUAUUCCGGACGGUUUCCAGGAUUUUUGCCAAUUUGAUGUGAACGACUUAACAGGUCUCUCUGCAUUUGAUACUAAUGAGUCGUUAGGAAUCUACGAUGAAUUUCUUGAAGACAGCUCCUCUGAUGAAUCGUGCGACUGUGUUGAAGAUGACCAUUUUAUUGUUAUAAGAAGAAUGAGAGGAGACGGAAUUGCGAUGGUGAACGAGUCCCUGGAGCGCAACAAGCACAAUCCCGACAGGGAGAACUUGAAAUCUCUCCUUAAGAAACCGGGCCAUCUGAAUGGCAGAAAAUCGAACCGCGUCGUGUUUAACGAAAAGAAAAACGAAUUUUUCGAUGCGGACUACAUCAUACUGAUUCGCGAAGACUGUGAACUCGAUGACGAUGACGAUGAUGGUGUCUGCACGUGCCAACAGCAUGAGAUGGUCAGACUUACGUGUUGUGAACCGAACUGUAAUUGUCAGUAUGAGGGCGGCAUGGAACCGACACCGCAAAGCCCGAAAUUUGCUCCUCCAAUGGAGUUUGUGGAUGCGGUCACUUUGAGUCCUCCUGAGGGCUACAAAGACAUGGAACUCAUGGCAGUAGCCAGAGGCCAACAACGAGGUGCAGUGUGUCGGGAAUGCAGUGCCACUCAUGAAGGGGAAAUUGAUGAAGGUGAGGCUUCGCAGUCCGACAGCGAGAUGGAUGGCCAAACAAGGGAGCAAGAGGAGAAAGAAAAGACUGAUCAAAGUCAACAGACCACGCCCACAACUCCACCGAGUUCCGGAAGCUCAAACAAUCAAAAUUACAUUCUGGGGACAAUGCCCAUGAACAGGAUCCCACCCCAAUACCAAAGCCCCAAACCUACUGAAAUAACUGAAAAACCUCAACCACAAGGUUCUCCAAUCAGUGGCAUCUUGAAAGGAGGCAGAUUGUGGAAACAGCAAAGCCAGCAGAGCGCAGAUCCGCACUAUGCAAAAAAUUCUGAUCUAAAUUUAUUGUCUUCUGAUUCGGUUACUUCAGACGAAGAAACUGGCAAUAGAAGAUCGGUGCGCUUCAUUGAAUCAGAGGAACGAGGCAAACGAGAUAGUUGCGAUGGAGCACCGGAGAGUUCUCCCGAUGAGGAAACUCGAGCCCAAAAGGACCGGAUUGUUAAUGAGCCUGCACAGUCAAACGCUAAACAAGAAGUUAUGCCCGGAAGCUCACCGGAUGCUCCCGAAAUGACAUUAACGUUUAAAUUGGGCAAUCACGUAUUAAUUUCCAAUAAUAGUUUGAAGCCGAAUUCGGCUGUUCGGCAACUGUUUCCUUGCACGAAAAAUUUAGCUGCAGCUCAAGGCGUCGAGGAAGAAGAGAAUUCGCAACAGUAUCUGGUAACUGCAGAAUCUCUGAGAGCGUUUGAAGAGGCGAAACGUUCCAAGUUACCGCAAAUCAUCCAAAGUGGGGAAACUGAUGAAACCAUCAAAAGAGCGAUUGAAAGAAAUACGCUACGCAGAUCGUUGAUUCGUUACGAACCCAGAAAUAAAAAACAGCCGUAUAAGAGCGAUAACUCUUUGGUGGAAAGAAUCAAACAGCUUACGUGUGAUGUGGACGAUAAAAGUACCAAAGUUGAGCCAAAUCCUUCAUCCAGUGGGACCAACGAGCAGGCGGAGGAUAUUUUAGACAGUCGAACGAGUCCACCGGGAGAAGAAGCGAGGAAUUCACCCGACGUGAACACUUUGAGUGUCAAUAAAACUCAAGACAAAAGCUUCUCUCCCUCCUCAUCUAGCACGACAUCUUCGAAUAGUUCAAUGUCGAUAAACCAAAGCUAUCAGCAGGCGAGAAAACUGUCAGCAACCAGCGAGCAAAUUUUGAUGAUCGACCCGAAAAGAUCCGAAACCCUGCCAGAUAUUCAGAAUAACUUUAGAAGAGAAAUAAAGAAUUUGCCUGAUAUUGGCGGUCCUCCUAACCAAGAUCUUAACGAACAGUUUCGCAUGUUACCAUAUCCUCCAGAUAUCGGUCACGGUGCUGUCGUCAACAAAAUUAAUUCUGCCUCUAAUACGAACGAAUCUAGAAGACAGUUUCUCUCCACUCUUGCCCCAUUAACCGCAUGUGUCUCUAUGGGAGGAGCCCACAAUGAGGAUUAUUACUAUCACAUGAGUAAUAAUCACCCAGGUGAUCGCGUAUCUGUAGCAAGCUCUGGAACAGAAUACAGCCUUGAAGAUAUCGAUGAAGGUUUAAAAACUGCAGAUGAUGAUCGCAAAAGAAAUGCGCCGGACGUGUUGGCCGGCACGCCAUCCGCUUCGGAAUCUGGAGAUGAAUUGGCCAUGUUUGUUCAGCAGGAUGCUGGCAGAAUCGAACGCAUUAAGAAAAAAUACCAACCGACGGAACAAUCGUCAAAAGGAAAUAAAGCCAACGACGAAGACGAUGAGAAUGAUGACUAUGGAUUCAAUAGGCGACCGAGUGUAUGUGGAAUCCAACCGCAGUUCAGCAGCACUUCUGAAAUUUUACAGCAAAUUCAGAAUAAGUUGCAACCACCACCACCUCCGUCUGCUAAAGUUGCAUGGCCGUAUUAUUCGUCUACGCUAACGGACAACAAGCAGAAGAAUAUCAAUGUGCCAUCAAGCAAUUAUCACUACAUUAAUUUGGCGGAAGAUGCGAAAACACGAAACUAUCCACCUCAAUAUAGGCCGGCGCCAAUGCAGGAGGAAAGUUUAUACCAGAAUUGUGCCAAUCAAAGAUGCGUCUCCAGAGGUGUAUAUGAAAGAUCGAACGCAAACGUUUAUUCUUCAGUCAUACGCAUGGGAACGGAUUAUUACCAACCGGUACCAGGGUCGCGACCAAGAAAUGGUCGACCUCAAUCUCCUCCACCAAUGGAUAUGUCGAAACAGUUCCACCAAACAAUGGUGUAUAUUCCGUAUAAUCAUAUAGAAGGAUACCAACCAGUUCAAUAUUACCACCAGACUGGCACCAGCGACUAUGUUACACGUGUAUCAAGUCAAAAUCAGAUCAACAAACGUUACAUUGAACCGAUAUAUCAAUCGAGGGCACACCAUCAUAUGGAUGAGCACCAUUACAAUCCGAAUAUGUUACCACCUGUGCCUCCAAAGGUUCUAAACAGAGUUUCCUAUCCAAAUGGACAACCGCCUCCUCAUGCCAUGAUGAGUGGAAGUCGGAGUGAAUCUCCAUUAGCUGGUCAAUUUUCCACAGCCCGAUCUACUCAGACUCCAGGUCACGCUAUGCCAUCUUGUGGGUACUAUCCUUCAAACUCCAGGUACCGCCCCAUGGCUGGGCCUGGGCCAAUGUGGCAAGGAGAGAGCAACUACAGUGGAAAAGUGAACAGGCAUAGUUUUCCAAGUGUUGGAGCUCGGUAUUAGCCAAAGUUCUAGCAGCACGAUGACCUCACCAACUUCACCUCAAAACCCACCAGUGCCAACAAGUCAGAAAGCCAUGUUUUACGCAAUGAACGUCUAAAAAUUGCGAAAAAUCCAUGUAAGCAUGUUAACUUAAUCAAAACAGAAUCCUUGAAAAAAAUGUGGAUCAAAGUACUAUUAAGAAAACUACAGGCAAAACAGUCAACCAGAACCUGUUGGAAAGUUUAUCAAUUCACUUCUGACUUUGGAAAUUUAUAUAUGUUGUCUGUUGUUUCUGAGAUUGCAAAGUUGGGCUGAUGCAACCAACCAAUAUGUUAAGGAAUUGCACAUCAACUAGUAUUGAGGGUACAAAUAGCUAAAUAAUAAUUGAUUGACGGGAUACUUGUACUUACAUCUAACCAAGCAGCUAUUUGUUCCUGUAAAAUAGUAGCGAUUUUAUCUUAAAGUUAUUAAUAUCUUAGUAGGUUAUAAUAACCAUCAAAUAAGGGCAGAAAAGUUGCUUUACAAGCAACUUAAAUGUUUUACUAUAGUGAACAUUUCAAAAUACUUAAUGUGUGCUUGUGAUUUAAAUAUAAAUUGUUACAUCAAGUUAAGUUCAAAUUUGCUUAGGCUUGGUUGUUACUGUACAAAAGAAAAGAACACAAUUUUUUCGCUUACCAAAUAAGUCAAGUUUCGGGGUUUGGUUGUUAUUGAGUUGGAAAACUGUUUUUUGAGAAUUUUAAAAUUUUUCGCGAGCUUAACAGGGGAAUUCAUGACAUUGAGAGUCAAAGUGCUAUGAACACAAUUUAUGAAACUUUUUAUUCCAACUUUAGAGCUUUCCAAACGAAAAGCUAUUAAUUAAAUUCCUACUUUUGUCAAAGUAUUGGGAUUUACAACAUGGUUCUAAAACAAGUGUUUUAAAACAAAUGAAACUCUUUCUUAGAACCACGGAUUAACGAAACUUCGAAAAUCCAGUGGAUAUCAAAACACCAAGGAAUUCCCUGUUAGUUGAAUAUUGUUGAACACAUAGUUGAUUUCUCUUUGUUUUUGUUUGAUUGUGUGGCUCUAGUUGUUAGAAUUUCCCAUGUUUUCUAAUGUAAAAGACAAAAUGUGUAGAGUAGACAUUGUUGCCAAAAAGGAGAUUCCAAUACCAAAGUAUUAUUAGUUAGAUAAGUGUUAAUUGACCAAAUACUAAAAUAAAACCAUUGAUUAUACUGAAAGACGGUGUGCUCUAAUAUUUUUCUGCAGUAUUACUUAAGUAUCCUGGAUCUGAAAUUCGUUUAAUUAUGCAAUAUUUACCAAGUUGCAAUGGACAUGUUAGUUCCAUGCAAAAGUGGUGAAUAUUGUCAUCAGAAGUACAUAUUAUAUACUUAUUAUUUUUGGUGACUUUUAGACAAAAAUACCAAGAUUGUGAUUAAACAAGUGACAAAGUUGCUUUAGUUAUUACUUAUAAUGUAUUGAUUACUGGUAGAAAAAGAAUAAUUGUGUUUAAAAUAUUUAUUUUAACAAUAAGUAGAAGAGUUUACUCCGAUCGGGGUAAAUAAUUAUUUAUUUAUUGAUAUAUUGUAAAAGUGAGAAUUUAGAAAGUCGGUCUAAGCGUAUUUAUAGACUCAGAUGUAUUACUUACGUAACAAAUAUUGAUCUUAUAUUGUUGCUCAUAAUAUUAGAAAAGUGACUCUACUGACUUACUAUGUUCCUUAACUUAGACUUAGAGUAAGCUUACUUAUAUAUUUGUCGUUAAGCAUCUCAUCUGUGUUAUGAUAUUUUCUCUGCAAAUUUGUUGCAAUUGAUAGAUUUUUUUAUAUAGUUUUUUAUAUGUUAUUAAAGUUGGUAGAGUCUUCCUUGAAUAGAAAAUGGAAUUGUUUUGAGAGAUCUACUGUUUAAGUUAUAAGGAAUGUCUAACAUAUUUUAUACCAAAAUUAACUACAUACUGACACAAAAUGAAUUAUAAAAUAUUACAAUGAUAUUAAUAAAUUGAUUGUAUACUGAA